AUGCCUACGAUUAACAACCCCGUUCUCCUGCCUGGCUCAAGGGUCCUCGUCACUGGCGUUAGUGGCUUCAUUGGCAGCCACAUUGCUGAUCAGCUGCUUUCCGAGGGGUAUCUUGUCACUGGAACGACUCGAGAUAUCUCUAAACUAUCCUGGCUCCAAACUCUCUUCGACGGCAAAUACGGAGAGGGAAAGUUUGGCAUUGUCCAAGUCCAUGAUAUCGCUAAUUCUGGAGCUAUUGACCACCUCUUUCAUGGCAUAUCUGGCAUCGUGCACGCUGCCUCUGACAUGACGAUGGACCCGGAUCCCAACAAGGUCAUCACCCCAAUGGUGGCGGGAACCCUCAGCCUGCUGAAUGCAGCGGCGAAACAGUCCUCCGUUAAACGCUUCGUUCUCACAUCGUCCUGCGCAGCGGCCGCCACCGCGAAGCCAGGGGUUGCCCAAGCCAUCGACACAAACACGUGGAACGACGAAGUGAGCCGCGAAGCAUGGGCCCCCCCGCCUUAUGGCCCGGAGCGCAGCUUUGCGGUGUACGCGGCGAGCAAAAUGGAGAUGGAGAGAGAGGCGUGGAAGUGGCAUGCUGAGCACAAACCUCAAUUUGUAUUGAAUACAGUUCUUCCGAGCAUGAACUUUGGCAAGAGUCUCGAUCCCGUCAAUCAAGGUCACCCCUCAACAUCGUUUAUGGUCCAGGCGGUGUUCCAAGGAAAUGCGACAAAUGAUGUGUGUCUGACCAAUGCUCCAGACUUCUUCGUCGAUGUCCAGGACAAUGCUCGUCUCCAUAUCGCGGCUCUCAUCCACCCCGGCGUUCAGGGGGAGCGUAUUUUUGCCUAUGCCCAGCCUUACACCUGGCGCGGUAUCCAGGAUGCCAUUCGGGGGUUGUACCCCAGCAAGUCUUUUGCCGGUGAUAUUGAGCAUGCCAAGCUCGACGCCAGCCACAUCGUCGCCGCCCCACGGGCCGAGGAACUACUGAAGGAGAUGGGCCAGGAAGGGUGGAGCAGCCUGGAGGAGACUGUGAGGAUGAACGUCGAGGAUCUUGCUUGA
Messenger RNA from Chaetomium fimeti, 1038 nucleotides. RefSeq lists its product as uncharacterized. The transcript has 4 exons. Bases 1 to 1038 code for a protein of 345 amino acids. NCBI's taxonomy places the organism in Eukaryota, Fungi, Ascomycota, Sordariomycetes, Sordariales, Chaetomiaceae. Gene Ontology annotation, molecular function: oxidoreductase activity, acting on the CH-OH group of donors, NAD or NADP as acceptor. The record is from RefSeq and is a predicted model, not a curated record.